Molecule: messenger RNA, 690 nt
Organism: Cannabis sativa
Lineage: Eukaryota; Viridiplantae; Streptophyta; Magnoliopsida; Rosales; Cannabaceae
Exons: 1
Coding region: 1-690 (229 amino acids)
Molecular function (GO): nucleic acid binding; RNA-DNA hybrid ribonuclease activity
Source: RefSeq, a predicted model, not a curated record
AUGUGGGUGAUAUGGACUGACCGAAAUAAAUUCAUACAUGGAAAAAAGAGUAAGGAUGGUUAUGCUUUUACAAAUUAUAUGAACAAUUACAAUAAAGCUAACAAUAAUCAAUCCCUUACUACUGCUCUAUCUUCACCUACGGCUGCAACCUCAUUACACACUGCUGCAACUCCCAUAAACACUGCUGCAACAAACACUCGACCAAUAGAAGGAGUUUCAUGGAAGCCACCGUUACCACACAAGCUGAAACUUAAUGUCGAUGCAGCCGUCAAUACAGCAGGAAAAGUACUAGGCAUUGGAGCAAUUGUUAGGAACCAUGAUGGCCAGGUCAUUGCAGCUUUAUCUAAGCCAGUUCAAGAAUGCUUUAGAUCAGAUGAAAUGGAGGCAAAAACUCUCUUUCAUGCGCUAAAUUGGAUUAUACAGCUCUCGCUGAAAAUUGACUAUGUGGAGGCUGAUGCUCUUCGCUUUUCAUCAGCAAUUAAUAAUGCAUCCUUAGAUUUAUCUUCUUUUUCUGAUUUAAUUUUAGAUGUCCGUUGUCUUCUUUUAUUUUUCCCAGGUAUAGUUGUUUCUCAUGUUAGGAGAAAUGCUAAUCAAGCUGCUCAUGGUUUAGCAAAAUAUGCUCUUGGGUUGGAUGUAGACACUUGUUGGAGAGGAGAAUUUCUCCUAUCUGUUAUUGUAAACGAUGGUUAA